UUCGCCUCGCAAAAUUCUGGACACUUGGACUUGAGUGAUAAGUAUGAUGGAAGGCCAUCUUCUAGUCCACCUUUCUCCAAUCAUUACGCAAAAAUCACUUCAAUUUUGAAUGAUCCUCAAACAUAUGAUAAUGGUGAUAGUCAUCAAAGUGAUCAAACUCAUGAUGGAAAGGCAUCCGCUAUCAUUCUUAAUUUUCGAACGCAUGAUGGAAGGCCAUCUUCUAGUCCACCUUUCUCCAAUCAUUACGCAAAAAUCACUUCAAUUUUGAAUGAUCCUCAAACAUAUGAAAAUUGUGAUGGUCAUCAAAGUGAUCAAACUCAUGAUGGAAAGGCAUCCGCUAUCAUUCUUAAUUUUCAAACGCAUGAUGGAAGGCCAUCUUCUAGUCCACCUUUCUCCGAUCAUUACGCAAAAAUCACUUCAAUUUUGAAUGAUCCCCAAACAUAUGAUAAUGGUGAUGGUCAUCAAAGUGAUCAAACUCAUGAUGAAAAGGCAUCCGCUACCAUUCCAAAUCCUCAAACGCAUGAUGGGAGAACAUCCAUUAAUCCUCAAACAUAUGGUAGGUGGGCAUCUUCUAGCCCCAUCCUCUUGCGUUAUUCCUCAAAUUAUUAUGCAAGAAUUUCAUCAAUUUUGAAUGGUCUUCAAACUCUUCCGUCGUUCCCGUGGUUCUUAAAUAAUCCUAAUGAAACCAAUGAUGUUUCCCUUCCACCUAUCUAUAAUAAUUCAACACCCCAACAAAUUUAUUCACGUACCUUUGAGUCCGACCAUAAACCGGAGGAUUUAGAUUACCAUUUCGUUUAUAAAUGA
This is a messenger RNA of Rhizophagus irregularis DAOM 181602=DAOM 197198, 804 nucleotides long. RefSeq lists its product as uncharacterized. The record is from RefSeq and is a predicted model, not a curated record. NCBI's taxonomy places the organism in Eukaryota, Fungi, Glomeromycota, Glomeromycetes, Glomerales, Glomeraceae.